This is a messenger RNA of Dujonia railenensis, 1734 nucleotides long. NCBI's taxonomy places the organism in Eukaryota, Fungi, Ascomycota, Pichiomycetes, Serinales, Debaryomycetaceae. The record is from the annotation of a GenBank genome assembly.
AUGUCAAACUUAUUUGAACGUGCUUCCAACAAGCUUUCCUUCAGCAAGAAGGGAGAAGAGAAGCCCAUAAGUAAUAACUACAACAAUAAUGCUGCAGAAAGUUUGGAUAUCUUGCUGGUAUCAGGAAAUCUGACGCUGCUGCUGUCCCCCGCUGAGAAGCGAAAUUCCCCCCACCUUAUGCAAAGAAAGUUAGAGCUGAGACAUGUUCAAUUAAUUGCAAUCGGUGGUUCUAUCGGUACAGGUCUUUUCGUUACUAUUGGGUCCUCCUUGAUUAAAGGAGGUCCUUUAGGAUUAUUAUUGGCAUAUACCUUCUGGACGUCUAUUAUUUUACUAUUAACCACGGCGGUGGGUGAAAUGGUUUCAUUCUUACCCGUAGCCUCACCGUUCGUUACCAUGGCCGGUAGAGUGGUGGAUGAAGCUUUUGAAUGCUGUGCUGGGUACAACUUUUUCAUUAUGGAAGCAUUGUAUAUUCCAUUUGAAAUCACUGCGGUUAACGGGAUGAUCCAUUUCUGGAGAGACGACUAUUCACCAGCUAUCACUUUAUGUAUCCAAAUUGCCAUCUAUGCAUUAAUUAACCUUUUUGCUGUUAGAUUAUACGGAGAGCUGGAAUUUUGGCUUUCAAUUGGAAAGUUAAUUUUAUGUAUCGGUUUGCUAUUCUUCACCUUGGUUACAAUGUGUGGUGGUAACCCUCAGCACGAUGCCUUUGGGUUCAGAAAUUGGCAUGUUGCAGGUGGACCAAUGGGGGAAUAUAUAACAACUGGUAGUUUGGGUAAAUUUCAAGGGUUUUUGGGUGCAUUAUUAUCAAGUGCUUUCACCAUCGUUGGACCUGAAUACAUGUCUAUGGUUUCCGCUGAGGCCAAAAAUCCAAGAAAAACUAUGCCAACUGCCUUCAAGACCGUGUUGUAUCGUUUGUCAUUAUUUUACAUUGGAGGUGCUUUGUCAGUUUCGAUCUUGAUUGCUUACAAUGACCCCAAGUUCAUCGCCCUUUCAGCAGAUUCCUCAAAUGCUGCAUCUUCUCCUUAUGUUGUUGCUAUGGAAAACUUGGGUAUCAAGGCUCUUCCAGAUAUUGUUAAUGCUCUUGUUUUAACUUCGGCAUUUUCCGCCGGUAAUUCUUAUACUUAUUGUUCGUCAAGAGCAUUAUAUGGCUUGGCUGAAAGAGGUUUUGCUCCACCAUUUUUUAAGUAUUUGACCAAGAAUGGUGUUCCACUUUACUGUGUUGGUGUUUCUAUCGCUUUUUCUAUGCUUUCAUUGAUGCAAUUAGGUUCACUGGGAGCUACAGUAUUAAACUAUAUGGUUAGUUUAUGUACUGGUUCUCAGUUAUUGAACUAUGGAUUUAUGUGUAUUACUUACAUAAGAUUCUAUCAGGCAUGCAACGCUCAAGGUUUAGAUAGAACUACAUUCCCUUACACCUCGUAUUUCCAGCCAUACUCCAUUUACAUUGCUACCUUCUUUAUUUGGAUUAUGAUUGGAAUCUUAGGUUACACCGUGUUUAUGCCAGGUAACUGGGCCGUUGAUACCUUCUUAUUCAACUAUGUCAUGAUUUUCGUAUGUAUAGCUAUUUUCAUAUUCUGGAAGUUGUUCAGAAAGACUAAGUUUGUCAGUUCAAAAGACGCAGAUUUAUUCACUGGAAUUGAAGAAAUUGAAGAGCACGAAUAUGAAUAUUAUGCUCAGCUAGAAUCUGAACAUAAAUCCGAGAAAGGAUGGUUCAAAACAGCGCUCCACUGGUUAUUUUAG